UUGUCAAAAUACACGGAGAGAGCUGAGAUCAUUGUCUGUGUGUUCUUCCAUCUCUGGGUUCAACCCCAGGUUCUUUUGCACUUAUGAGACUGUUACAGCGAUCUACGGGUAUCUUCGCCCAUUCAUCAUGGGCAAAAGCCUCCAGUUCAGUCACAUUCUUAGGCUUGCGCAACUGCUUUCUUUAAGUCACACCAGAGGUUCUCAAUCGGAUUUAAGUCUGGUGACUGCGAUGGCCACUUCAAAAUGUUCCAGCCUUUAAUCUGCAACCAUGCUCUAGUGGACUUGGAGGUAUGCUUGGGAUCAUUGUCCUGUUGAAAGGUCCAACGUCUUCCAAGCCUCAGGUUUGUGACGGACUGCAUCACAUUGUCAUCCAAUAUCUCCGGGUACUGAAGAGAAUUCAUGGUACCUUGCACACGCUGAAGCUUCCCAGUACCUGCAGAAGCAAAACAGCCCCAAAGCAUGAUUGACCCCCCGCCAUGCUUCACAGUAGGCAAGGUGUUCUUUUCUUCAUAGGCCUUGUUCAAACAUAGCGUGGGUCCAUGGGCCCAAACAGUUCUAAUUUUGUUUCAUCAGUCCACAGAACACAUGACUUUUGGCAUACUGCAGUCGACUCUUCUUAUUCUUUGGGGACAGCAAGGGGGUGCGCCUGGGAGUUCUGGCAUGGAGGCCUUCAUUACACAGGGUGCGCCGUAUUGUCUGAGCAGAAACUUCAGUACCCACAUCUGACAAAUCUUUUCUCAGUUCCUCAGCAGUCACACGGGGACUUUUCUCCACUCUACGCUUCAGGUAGCGCACAGCAGUCGAAGUCUGCAUCUUCUUUCUGCCACGACUAGGUAGCGUUUCAACAGUGCCCUUUGCCUUGAAUUUGCGAAUGAUGCUUCCUAUGGUGUCUCUUGGUAUGUUUAACAUCUUUGCAAUCUUCUUAUAGCCAUUGCCCUUCCUGUGAAGAGUAAUCACCUGUUCUCUUGUCUUCCUGGACCAUUCUCUUGACCUCACCAUAUCCCAUUGAGAUCCACAAACAGAAGCUGGCAUUAUGGUUCAAUCACCUCCCUCAAGAGGAGAAGCAGUUCGGUGGCUACUUUUCUCCUGAAACCAUGCACGUAGAGCCGCUCAUCCUAGAGCGUCAUCCUGACGAGGAUCGAGGUCUUCCACUGAGUCCCUUCAAGGCAAACGUCUCCACACGUCCCCCUCUCUGUGUAGAGCAGCUCUUUGAGCCCAGCCAUGAUGAAAACAAGGCACGAGGACUAAAUGUUUUGCUUUACGGAGCCGUCGGCACAGGAAAAAGUACUGUUGUCCGUAAACUGGUGCUGGACUGGUGUGCUGGAUCCACCUUGUCCCAGUUUAAACUUUUGUUGCCAUUUUCCUGUGAAGACCUCUCGCAUUUAUCCAAACCAACAUCCCUUCGAGAUCUCGUGGGGAGAAAAUACAUGCACCUUCGCAGGACACCGUAUCUUAGUGGAGAUGUUGACAAAGCAAAGGAUGUCCUCUUCAUCUUCAAUGGAAUGGAGAAGAUGAAGCUGGACUUUCCCAUCGGCUCGACAGAACUAUGCAGCGAUCCCAAUGAACCUCUCCUGUCGGGAGCUGUUGUUGUUAAUCUACUCAGGAAGUACCUCCUGCCUGAGGCCAGCGUUUUAGUCACAACCAGAUUGUCUGCUGUGGACAGAGUACCAAAAAAAUACAUAAACCGCUUCGUACAGAUUUGUGGCUUUAAUGAUCCGGAUCGCCAGAGAGCCUACUUUACCAGCAGGCUCCUGCUACAGAAUGGAGAGAAGCAGGGAAGGAUGGCCGAGUCGCUCAUAGAGAUGUUUUACUUAAACCUACAGCGAGAGAGUCAGUUAGCCACAGCAUGCUUCUUACCAUCUUACUGCUGGCUUACAUGUGCCACUCUUCAUCUCUUGCAUUUUACGGAUGUGAAGGCACCAAUUCGAACCCUCUCUAGCAUCUACACAAGCUUCAUGAGACUCAACUUUGGAGGAGAGGUGAUGGCAACGGAUGGAAAUGUGUCUUCCCAGGAUCAGCAGAACUCACUCAUGCUCUACGUGGUUCGUACUGUUGGGAAGCUGGCGUUUGAUGGGAUCACAAACAAGCGGACAUCAUUCUCCGCUGAAGAACUGGAGCAGUGGAUUGGUGGUAAGACAAAGACAGAUGAGGAGCUCCGGCAACUGGCGGUGUUUCGCACAGACGUUCUCGACUUCUUCCUGGUGCCAAGUAAUGAGAACGGCUCAGAUACCGAGUCUGCUGAUAGACGCUAUGUGUUUGCAGUCCCUGCCAUGCAGGAAUAUUUCGCUGCUCUUUAUGUUGUUCUCGGUGAGAACAAAACUGUCCUGGAGAAGUUGACCGGUCAUAUAUCAGAGGCCUUCGGACAUGCCGGUGAGGACAUAACAAACUUGCUGAGCAUUCUUUCCAAAAUCAUACCUUUCCGCAUUUUCGCCAUUUUUAAUUUGCUGAAGCUGUUCCCAAAGCUUUUCGAACAAGUCAGUAGCUUAAGCAAAGGCCACAUUGCUCACACGAUGGCAGCAGAAAUGUUUCGUUCCGAGGACAGCUUCAAUGAAGAUGUCCUGGACCAAGUGGAACAAAGUCUGCUGGGAGUUCACGGUCCCCAGCCGCAAGUAGAAAGUGACACUAGGGCAUUUGAGCUCUACCCUAUUUUCAUGGGCGGACUUCUUCAUUAUGGCAACAGGAGACUUUUGGGGCAGCUCGGAUGCGACAUCAAGAGUCAAACAGUCGCACAGAUCACCCGGUCGCUGAGGAAACACCUGAUCAAGGAGAGUCGUAAGAAGCAGCCUCCUGAGGAGCUAAUGGACCUCCUGGUUUUACUUUAUGAGUUCCAAAACCCUCGACUUACAGCCGAAGUGCUGCAGUCUAUCAAGACCAUCAACUUGUCUACAGUGCGCUUGACUCCUCUCAAGUGCUUUGUCCUCAGCACAGUGCUGGGCUGCACUCCCUCAAGUUUCCAAAUGGAUGAACUCAACCUUUCCUCCUGUCACAUCUCUCCAGACCUGCUGCAGAUGCUCUGGCCGGCCUUCCAUCACACUAGCAAACUCAAUCUGCAGUUUAACAGACUGGAUCCGGAGUCCUGCAUUCUUCUGCGAGAUCUGCUAUUAGAGCCCAACUGUUCAAUUAAAUCAUUACAGUUGUGUGAUAACCACUUGACGGAUACAGGCGUCAGUCAUCUACUAGAGGCUCUUUCUGGUAACCGUUCUCUUCAGCGACUGUCCCUGAUGCACACACGCCUCGGAGACUCAUCAGCACAUCUUCUGGCUGACAGACUUGGUCAGCAUGAUACGCUAAAGGAACUGAAUGUGGCCUACAACAACAUAGGAGACAGUGCAGCCCUCACACUAGUCGAUGCCUGUCGAGAACAUCCCAGCAUCCACACAGUACAUCUGUACCUAAACCAGCUUACCGAUGUGGGUAAGCAGUCACUCUACGUGCGCGGUGGUCCUCGGAUGAAGGAGGGCAGGCGGGUGAAGGUUCUGGCCUCUGUGACGGAGGGCUCGGACAUAUCGGAGGACUGGCACCCAAUUUUGAGCAUUAUUGGAAAAAAUUCCCUUGUCUGGGAGAGGAAGCGUGUACGUGAGCAGCUUUUAGUGUUCCUAAAAGAUCUGGAAUGGGGUCGAAAGCAGCACCCGAGCUUCUGGAAGAAGCUGCACUACCGGCGAGUGGAGAGCUUUGUGAGACAAACCCUACGUGUGCUGGAGAAAUCCAGUGAUACGGGAACAGGAUCUGGGAUGAACUGAUUAGGAAUAGAAGGAAAUGGGUCUCAUUUCUCAAGAGCUCUUCCUUCUUUAUAGGGUAAAUUUAGGAACAAAAUGACUUGAUUUAAGGGUGCCUCCAUUUCCAAGUAUUUCCAAGUAUCUGCCAUAUGAUAAUAGUUAAUUUUAGAGUUUGCAAGUGUAAAUCUGUUAUGCAAUAUAUAGCAAUAUUUGUUUAUUGCACUUUAAAAAGCUUGGAUUACUUCUUGAAAACUGCCCUUUGACAAACGUUACGAUGCAAAUCCAUUUGUUAUCCAUAUGUGUUCAAAAAUAAUUUAAGGUGCUUUCAUAUGAAUUUAAGUGAAACAUGUUUUUUUCUCCAGAACUUUGUGUUUAUAGUAUGUCCAAUGGUAUUGUUAACCAAGACACAUACUUAGAAACAAAUUUUUAUUAUAAAGCAAUGUAACCCUGGACAACAAAAUGGGUCAAUUUUUCAAAAUUGAGAUUUUUCUAAUUCUGAUAAGAUAAUAGAGAAUUUUCACCCAUACAAUGUAUUUUUGUCUUUUACUAAAAAUGUUCCUGUGUUACUUAAGACUUGUUUUGUGAUCCAGGGCCACAAAUGUCAAGACAAUUUUUGACUACUACUGAAAUGCUCCCAAUAUGCUUGUGCAAUAUUAACAUAUCAUAAUGCAUCUUUAUGCCUUAAGUGAUAGUUCACCCAAAAAUGAAAAUUCUGUCAUCAUUUACUUGCUCUCUUAUUAAAUCAAACCUAUAUGACUUUCUUUCUUCCGCAUAACACUAAGGAAAAUAUUUUGAAGAAUGUUGUUAACUGAAAAGUGCCGACACUCAUUCAUUUGAAUUGGUUUUGUGUCCAUACAAUAGAAGUGAAUGUGUAAAUGAUGAUUUUUUUUAAAUAAAAAAUUUAAUGUCAACAAAUUA
Messenger RNA from Triplophysa dalaica, 4634 nucleotides. It is a transcript of the gene nlrx1, whose product is annotated as NLR family member X1. Bases 1095 to 3740 code for a protein of 881 amino acids. Lineage: Eukaryota; Metazoa; Chordata; Actinopteri; Cypriniformes; Nemacheilidae. The record is from RefSeq and is a predicted model, not a curated record. Gene Ontology annotation, molecular function: protein binding. The transcript has 7 exons. Gene Ontology annotation, biological process: negative regulation of canonical NF-kappaB signal transduction. Gene Ontology annotation, cellular component: mitochondrion.